Oncorhynchus gorbuscha (pink salmon) is the source of this 6462-nucleotide messenger RNA. RefSeq lists its product as uncharacterized. The transcript is spliced from 3 exons. Bases 3619 to 5649 code for a protein of 676 amino acids. The record is from RefSeq and is a predicted model, not a curated record. Lineage: Eukaryota; Metazoa; Chordata; Actinopteri; Salmoniformes; Salmonidae.
AACUUUCAAAGUUCUUGAAUUUUCCGCAUUGACUGACCAUGUCUUAUAGUAAUGAUGGACUGUCAUUUCCCUUUGCUUAUUUGAGCUGUUCUUGCCAUAAUAUGGACUGGGUCUUUUAUUAAAUAGGGCCAUCCUCUGUAUACCACCCCUACCUUGUCACAACAACUGGCUCAAACACAUUAAGAAGGAAAGAAUUGAAAUUCCACUAUUAAACUUAAGGCACACCUCUUAAUUUAAAUGCAUUCCAGGUGACUAUCCCAUGAAAGCUGCUAUCAAGGCAAAUGGUGGCUACUUUAAAGAAUCUCAAAUAUAAAAUAUAUAGUUUAACACUUUUUUGGUUCCUACAUGAUUCCAUGUGUUAUUUCAUAGUUUUGAUGUCUUCACUAUUAUUCUACAAUGUUGAAAAUAGUAAAAAUAAAGAAAAACCCUGGAAUGAGUAUGUGAGUCCAAACUUUUGACUGGUACUGUUAAGAUAUUUUAUCAAGGUUUCUACCCAGAAACUUAACCAUUAGGAUUAGAGGUUAUGUAGCAUGAACAAGGAGUAAUUAAAAAUAAUCAACACAGCUCCAACUGGGUUGGAGGGGGGGGGAAGAGAGGAAUGCAUGUGUGUGCCUAACGAAAACAAAGAGGAUCCUUAACCUAUGUUUGAACCGACCCAGCUAUAUAUCUGUGAAGAUAAAAUAAGACAGCGAGACCCCCUCCAGGUUUUCCGUAUCUGGGGGGGACUGGAACUAAGUGGUAAUAAACUGUGGUGAGACUUCAGGAGAUAAUCCAGAUAUAGUGUGUAAUGUAUAUGUGUUAGUGGGUUGGAAUGGACUUUUGAAGCUGCUUUGUCAGAGAAGAGGAUCUAAAACGUUAUUGGAUGAAAUGUGAGGUAUAUAAACCAAUUAACAUGGUAUUAUGACCAGAGCGCUCUCGAGAAUAAAUGUUAUUGGCUAAUUUUGAUUGACUGGUCUCUGUCUAUUUUAUGCAAAUAAGAAUCUUACAAAUUCUUAUAAAACAGUGUUUUAAAUUGAAUUGGUUGUUGAACACAUAAUAACUAAAUUCAUCUAACAGGUACUGUAUGUAAAUGUGAUAUUUCUGAUAUUUUUAUAACAUUUGCUAAACUUUCCAAAAAAGUUUUGUUUUGUCUUUAUGGGCUAUUGGGUAUAGAUUAAACAGGAAAAAAACUAAUGAAUCCAUUUCAGAAUAAGUCUAACGUAACAAUGUGGAAAAGGUCAAGGUCUAAAUACUUUCUGAAUGCAACAUACACGCACAUGCAUGAACACCCAUACUCUUAUGAAUGAUUAUCCAACAUAAUUAGGACUUUGCUCUUUUCGGAAAUGAUUAAACUGGCCCAGUCAAUCACAAAAUGAAUUUGACAAAUCAUUGUACAAUCUUCAGCCAAUUGUAGACGCUGUUUACUGACAUUCCAAUGGUUCAUCAGAGGGUGUAAAAGUGUAAUGAUUGUGUUUUAAAGGAGGAAAAUGCCUCAAUCAUAAUUGUACAGUAGUAUUAUCUUACUGUUUUAAAAAUGCCAUCAAAGGGAGUUAAACCUUUUAGUUGUGUAUGCAUUCACUGAUGAUUGUGUUUUCUCCUUGUUUGAGGUUUGUGAGGACUGUCGGCAGUUGCUCUGUGAGACAGGGGCCUCUCCGUGCUGCUUGGUAUUCUGCUCAGUCUCCUAGCGCUCCUCUAAGGAAGCCCAGACCCACAAUGCCUCACUUCAGCACAGCAGUGUCAGCCUAGUGAAAAGAGGAGACCGCAGGAGAGACUGAAAAUCAGUGUAAACUAAAUUCUGUCAACAGAAAUCCUUGGCCUGAAUCAGUCAUAACAUUUCCAUUUUAGCAGACACUCUUAUCCAGAGUGAUUUACAGGAGCAAUUAGGGUUAAGUGCCUUGCUCAAUGGCACAUAGGCAGGCUUUUCACCUAGUCAUCUCAGGAUUUGAACCAGCAACCUUUUGUUACUGCCUAAAUGCUCUUAAUCACUAGGCUACCCAACCCUAGUCAUUUGUUUAUACUCUAGCCAGGACAUACUGUUUAGCAUAUAAUUAAUUCAAAACAAAUCUGUGCCAAGUAAAAAACCAUUUGAUUGUCAAUAACUCAGUGUCCCCAAUGUCUUGUAGUGAUAAUGCCUCUGCGUCUUUGUUACCUACACACCGUAGUACUGUACACUGAGGUGUCACCACAAUGGCCCAGGGAAGUAAACCCUAUAGUGGGGGUAAACAAAUGCUAUCAGUGCCUCCUAGUUCAGUCAUGUCAGGUAUAGGGAGCAGGUGUUGCUGUGGAUUCCCAGACAGGUAGGCAGGGAUAUGUAAGGGCAGGUAUUCAUUCAUCUCAGGAUGGUCCCUGCUCGUAAAGCAAUGGGAGGAAUGUCAUGUCAGCUUACUGCCCACAUACAGAACAAAGAUGAAGGGGACUUCUGUGAUCAUAUAGUCAACCACCUCAUGAUUACCAUCAUCUGUGCAUUACUGAGGACAAACAGGUGCCAUCCUAGUCAUCUGACAUUAUGCCACUAAUGUGAGGACUAUGUUGGUGUGCUGUCCACUAGGCCUGGGAGGCAGUGAGUUCCUGCAGGUGCUUCAGCUCUCCCACAACAGGAUCUCUGGCCUGCAACCUGGAGAUCUUUGCAGGUGCCCCCAUCUGAGAGAGCUUUGCCUGCAGCACAACCACAUAUCCAACCUCCACCCACAUGCCCUCAAGGACCUCCCAGAGCUCAGGGUCCUGGAUCUGAGCUUCAACCUGUUGACCACAAUCUCUCCAUCCGCCUACCUGUCGCUACGUAACCUGAAUGCCCUGGUGGAGGUGAGUGGUAACAGGUGGAGGUGUGACUGCAGCCUGCGGAGCGUGAGGAGGUGGAUGGCCUACGAUAGGCAAAGGGCCCAACAGCAGAUCUGGAGGGGGGUGGUGUGUUCCUCCCCCUCCACCCACACCUGUUACACUUGGAGGACAGUGACCUCACCUGCUCUACAGAGGAGAACAGGGAGGGGCUCCACCAGGAUGUGACAGUGACUGAGGGGACAGAGAUCCUGCUGCCCUGCGGCACCCUGCGGCAAAGAUUCAACAUGGUGGACGACUAAUGGACAAGUUUCUGGAAGUCAGAUGGGCCUGCUGAUCAGUGACAUCACAGAGGAAGACGCAGGGCUGUACGUGUGCAUGUCUGGGCCAGAAGAGCAGUAUAUAUAUCUGUAUUCAACAUCCAUGUUCACAAGACACAGAGGAAAAGCAGAGGCACCAGGAGUUUACACGGGGAGAGGAAGCUGAUACACACAGAGGUAGACAGCCUACAGAGGGAGGAUCAGGGGACAGACCUGAACUCUCUAGAUCUCCACAGGGCUUCUCAGAGAACACAGUCUGACCUGGUCCUGGCUGUCUGCCUGUCUGUAUUCAUCACCUUCCUGUUAGCAUUUAUACUUGGUGCCCUUUCCAGACCUCUCUUGGACCCUCUCUGGAGGAGGUGCUGUAACCGUACCAAGCAAAGCUCCUCCCCAGCCCAGUCGCUCUCCUCUGCUGGGCAGGGACCCUACGACAAUGGCGCCUAUUCAGAUGAGGCGCAGGAGGAACUAGGAACACACAGGGAGAGUAGUGUGACAUUCAGAGGACAUCCUUCAGAAAUAAGGGAUCAGAGUAGCAUUACAUACUAUGAUACGGUGGCCAAUGGCAGACAGGACAACCUCGCUGGGGAAUAUGAUGCAACAUAUGAGAAUGUUUAUGCAAAGGAUCUCACACCCCUCCCUUGAGGUCCAUCACCCACCUGACGAGAAGCCCAGGGCACAGGACUCUGUCAGCUCAGGCAGCUCCCAACAGGACAGCCCAGAGACAGACACCCAUAGUGGAGAACUCUCUGAUGUCUCUCUGAGUGAACCACAAAUGGGUGCUCACCCAGUCCAUACCCACCAUGGCAUGGAGUUUGAACCCAUCCCUGACCCAGAACAGUUGCAGGGAUAUCGAAGCUCAUCCGUGUCUUCACACUCUGACCAGGAGAGGCCGGAUAGGGAUCAGGAUAUGCACUGGCCCAAAAACUAUUUGGCUCAAAGAUUGGAAGAGAAGUGCAAGACCCAGAACAAUCCCUGGGAACAUCAAUCCCUCCAGAAGGAAGAUGACUCCUUUGAGCAGAGUUCAGAUUUCCCUAUGGUUAAACAAGUUGAUGUGCCACAGAUCAAGAUCGGCAGCGUGGGUGAGAUCCCUGGAUUUACAGCUGAGCCCUUUACGGAUUGGAAACCAAUCAAGGCAGAUCCAAACCCCAUGGAGCCUGAGCUGUGGAAUGACAGUGGAGAGAGCUUUGAGUUCCCUGAUUCUAUCCGAGGUGCAUCGGGACAGUCCAGCAGUCAAGAUCUCUCAGGUUCUGCUUUUGACGAUCAGUUGAGAAAGAAGUAUGAACAAGCUCGGAAUGAAGAACCGCUGGUGAAAGACCAGAGGGAGAAUAAUAAACUGCUGGAGCUGAACCUAAGUUACAGUGGGAAUGAACCUACAGUGUACACUGUGAACCCAGAGACAGAGGUAGUGAAGGAGAAGAUGAUUGUCCAGAAUGUGGGUGAACUGAUACAGGAAGUUCAGAGUGCUCUGAAAACACAGGAGUGCUAUGAUAUGUCCAGUGAUCGUGGGGAUGAACCCACAAAGUGCACCGUGAAUGAGGAGGAUUCAGCUCAAGUUCCAGAUGUCAUGUACAGGGAUCCAUCUCUCAGUCUUGGAGACACUGUCUCUUUGGUGUCAAGGAAAACUCUGAAUAUUGGCUUUAAGAAAUACACCAAGCCCCUUCCACAGCUGUCUUUGCCAAAAACAUCCCUCCCUUUCUCCACCUCUUCAGAUUCUCAAACUCAACUCUAUGUCCCCCCACUUGGGAGACGUCUGGAUAGCCAUCCCCCUCAGGAAGCUCCACCUGCUGCCCCAAGAACACCCCCACCCUCUGGUUCAUCCUCUUCUAGAACCGGGAGCGAGGAUGAGACUACAAUGAACCGAAAAAGAGAAGAGAAAGCUAAUAUCCCUGACGUCACAUAUAGGGAUUACUCUCUCAGAUCUGGAGACACAUCAACUAAACUAUCUUUCUCUCCAAGAAAAGAUCUAAAUAUGGGCUUUUCCAGCGAGAGUGCUCAAUAUCAACAUGAGUCUGUGACAAGGUACGAGAGUGUCACCAGAACAAAGGGUGUAGACUUUGAUGAAGACAGCAAGCUUCGUCCCCAAAUGUCUUUGCCCAAAACAUUACUCCUUUCCAUCACCUCCUCAGACAGGGUCAGAGCUGAGGAGCCAUCAGUUAAAAUCUACAUCCCUGGACUUAGGAGGCGUCAGAAUAUUCAGCCCCCUCAGGAUGCUCCACCUGCCAAAUCAUCCUCUUCCAGCUGUGAGAGUGGAGAUGAGACUCCAAAACACACAAUGAAACCAGCUAAAGCCAUCACAGAUUAUUUUUCCCCAAGAAGAACACUCAAUACCAGCUUUAACAACUCAGCCAGUACCACAGAUGAGGUGGAGAGGAAGUCCGAAGCAGAGGACAGGUGGGAUCAGCCAAGGCUUGGUAAAGUGAAGGCGCUAUCAGAGAGGACACGAAGGGACACAGAGGAAAGUUCUACAGACAUGAAUGUUUCUUUCUCCCAAAUAAGAGCGCUCAAUAUCAACUUUGAUGCCUCAGACAGCAGCACAGACGAGGUGGGGGAGGAGUACCGGAGCAGACUACAGUAACCCUACUGAAGAAAUCAGUCCCUCUCCCCAACUGUCAUUGUACAAAACAUCACACUUUUUCUCCACCCCCACAGAUGAGGCGAGGCCUAGAGGAGAGUAUUCACUCCAAAUUCCCCUACACAGGAAGCGCUUAGUUGUAGACAGCCAGCCCCCCCCCUGGCUCUACCGGAUGCCCCAGCAACACCUCCACCAUCCCCAGAGGGAGAGGAGGCAGCAGGGUCUGGGUGGAGGAGUAGGGAACAACAGAUAAGAGCCAUGGAUGGAUUUGGCUGUAACUCCACGACACAGGGAGACCGGAGCUAUAUGGGGUUAGUGGUUGCUAAACCAUUCGGCAUAUCUCGUCCAUAUCAGAGCGUUACCUCAGAAACCAUUAUGACCACCCGGUGUAGUGAGGUCUCUACCUCUGGUGACCUCAAUAUGACCUACUCCAACUCCCCCCCUCCAUUUUGAAACACACAAAGAGGGCAGUGAAGCUUGAGAGCUACAACUGUAAUUGUUUGUACUGAUUAAAGAAAUGACCUGAGAAGUUAAUGCAGCAGAUGAAAGUUGUUAAAACGUAAGUUUAUUUUACAGAAUUAUACUGUUAUUACAUUGUUGUAAAUGAGUGUAACACCAGACAUGUUUGUCUUAAUGAAAAUAGCUGUGUAAGUGACUGAAUUAUUUCAGACUGAGGCAAAUAAAAGGUGGGACCAUUAAAACCCAAUUUCCCAGAUUCAUAUCCACCUACUUUACUCACUCAGUACCCUACUCCCCUCUAUUUUGCUACAAAAUCCUCUUCAUGACACUAUCAUAAAUAAACCUGUAAUGAAAGUC